AUGGCAAGUAGAGUACACGCGGAGGAAAUGCACGAGGCACUCCCGUCUGAAGUGGCAGAGGCGGAAUACUCUGAGGCAGAAAACAUGGAUCCAGAAGAGGAGCAGACCUCGAAACUUUCAGCCACGGAGGCAACGUACAACGACUAUCUCCUGCAGAAAAUAACCGAAAUGUUCAACAAAGAGGAGAAAGAGGCCUUCAUGAUUGCCUCCGACCAGAAAAGACCCACAACGAUCCGAGUAAACACACUAUUCGACAAAAGACAGGCUGUGAUGCAGAAGCUUAUGAAUAGGGGCGUAAACAUAGAAGGCCUUGAGUGGAACGACUGCACAGCAGUGGUUUACAACAGCGAAGUGCCCAUUGGAGCUACGCCCGAGUACCUGGCAGGCCUGUACAUUCUCCAGUCGCCGUCUUCGGCACUUCCUGUGAUGGCCCUGGACCCGCAGGAAAACGAGACGAUCGUGGACAUGUGCGCUGCCCCCGGGGGAAAGACUACGCAUAUUGCAGCCCUCAUGAAAAACACGGGAGUGAUAUAUGCAAAUGACUCGUGCCAGGAAAGAGCUCUUUCUCUGUGCGCAAACCUCCAGAGAAUGGGCGUAACGAACACUAUCGUAAGCACAAUGGGGGGAAGAGGAUUGCCCUUCCAAAACGUCAGCAGAGUGCUUCUUGACGCUCCCUGCUCGGGAACAGGAGUGCUCUCGAAGGACCCUGCUGCAAAGAGAAACAAGGACGAGAGAGUCAUCAAACAGCUGCAGUACAAGCAGAUGAACUUGAUCCUGAAGGCUUUUGACAUGCUCAAUCCGAAGGCCCCGGAGACCUCCAUUCUUGUGUACUCUACGUGCUCCAUCCUCGUUGAAGAGAAUGAGUGGGUGGUAAACAACCUCCUCAAAAACAGGAAAAAUGCACGGGUAGUUGACGCAGGGCUUCCCAUAGGAAAGGAGGGCUUUUCCUCGUACAGGGGAAUGGUUUUCCACCCGUCUUUGAAAAACACGCGGAGACUCUACCCGCACAUCCACAACACGGACGGAUUUUUUGUCGCUAAAAUCCGGAAAAUAGGGUACAGCCCAGAGGAAAUAGAGAGAAACCGGAAGGAAAAGGGCGAGAAAAAGGCCGAGGAGAAGAAAAACCCAAGAAAGGACAGCAGCAAGACCAAGAAGCCCCUGGGGAAGAGGCAGAAGGCCAGAAAGCCCCAGAAGAGAGAGUAG
Molecule: messenger RNA, 1203 nt
Organism: Nematocida major
Lineage: Eukaryota; Fungi; Microsporidia
Product: 25S rRNA (cytosine2870-C5)-methyltransferase
Exons: 1
Coding region: 1-1203 (400 amino acids)
Biological process (GO): rRNA base methylation; maturation of LSU-rRNA
Cellular component (GO): nucleolus
Molecular function (GO): RNA binding; rRNA (cytosine-C5-)-methyltransferase activity
Source: RefSeq, a predicted model, not a curated record